AGCAAACUUCAACAGCAGGCCGACGUGGGUAAACAAAACAAACAUAUGAAAAAAAAGAGCCUAAUAACCUAAAAGUUGUAUCUGAUUUUAUAUUUGUAGAAUAUGUAACAUUCUUCUGAAGCGGUCUGAAGCCCGUUAAAGUAGAAAGUCGUUAGCAAAGAGAGGGCGUGCACCUGUCAAAGAUAAAUAGGUUAACACAGCUAACGCGUGCUAGCGCGUUAGCAAGCUAGCUGGCUCGUUGACUCCGCUCAGGUUCGCUAGCUUGCUAGCCAGCCAUGUCUUCCCCCUCCUCCUCCUCCAGGCGCCAGUGGUGCUACCUGUGCGACCUGCCAAAGAUGCCGUGGACUGUGGUGUGGGACUUCAGCGAAGUGGUCUGUCGCGGCUGUGUGAACUACGAGGGAGCUAAUCAGAUUGAAUUCCUGAUUGCGAGCGCCCGACAGCUGAAACGAACUCACGGGAUGCAGGACGGCAGCGUCAGGUCACCUGGUCCCUCUCCAAAUAAACACGGCACAUCAGGCAGAGGUGAUGCGGUGGCAGAUGGAAGCAGGCCGCAUAACGACCGCUUUGACAGAGGUGCAAGAGGAGAAAGUACCGGGUCAACUAUUCGGGUGCCGCCGAACGGGUUACACCGUGAGGGCCAGCCGCCUCAAGAAGUGAACCGUCAGAGCCCCAGCAGCAGCCGGAGACCCAUGAUAGGUGCUGCCAUCCCGCCUAGUCUAGUAACUCAAAGUAUUGCAGGGAUUCCCCAUGGGCUACUUGCGGGCAUGCCAGCGGGUCUGACCGCCAGGACAGCCCCCAUGACCAACCCCAUGAUUUUCCCUGCCCCGGUGCUGGCUGAGAUGAACCGCAGACAGCUGGGUAUAGGGAUGGGGAUUGCCCCGUUUAUCACUCCAGAGCUGGAGCGAGAGCUCAGUUCGUCCCAGAACCAGCCGAAGAUCCAGACGCAGGUCCACACUGCUGGGGCUGGCAGCAGCAGCAGCAGCAAGAGUACAGGCCUCCCUUCUUCAUCCUCCUCUAUGGCUGGAGGUGUGAGCCAGACGAGCCCCAAGCCUGCCUCAUCCCCGGCUAGGCAGCCACGCCCUCUAGCCGCGAGGUCUGGUGGGGAGCCCCUGGGGUCCAGCAGCUCAGCAGAGGCGGCCACCACAGCUGCAGCAUUACCCCACAGUGGCGCCUCUGAGCUGGGAUCAGCAUCUGCCGCCAACGCCCAUUCAACUGGAAACACUCUGUCCUGCACCUUGUGUCAUGAGAGGCUGGAAGACACACACUUUGUUCAGUGUCCAUCAGUGCAAGGACAUAGGUUCUGCUUCCCCUGCACCAGAGUGUACAUCCAGAGCCGGAGAGGUGAUGGGGAGGUGUACUGUCCCAGUGGAGAUCGCUGUCCGUUGGAUAACUCUCUCAAUAGCCCCCCUUGGGCCUUCAUGCAGGGAGAGGUCUCCACCAUACUGGGCACAGCUGGAGCAGGAGCUGCGUCGGCUGCUGCAUCUGGAGCUGGGCCCGGGUCUGGAGCUGCAGGUGCAUCUGGGGCCGGGGGUGGAUCUGCCAGUGGAGCUGCAGCUGGAAGUGGGGACGUCACCGUCAAGAAAGAGAGAGAGACGUGAUUUUCAUGGAAACCAGGACCCAACACAGCAACAGACUUGUUUCAAACACCAGAAUGAGUGCACAGGACCGCUGAGAGAUCCAGAAGAGCAGCAACACAGAAAAUCACAGGUCUUAACUCCACUUACUCACGCAACCCAGUUCUACCAACAUUAUCAGACUUGGCUAGAGAUCUGACUAAAGUUAUGCUUAACACGUU
Molecule: messenger RNA, 1795 nt
Organism: Micropterus salmoides (largemouth bass)
Lineage: Eukaryota; Metazoa; Chordata; Actinopteri; Centrarchiformes; Centrarchidae
Product: interferon regulatory factor 2-binding protein 1-like
Exons: 3
Coding region: 276-1598 (440 amino acids)
Biological process (GO): regulation of transcription by RNA polymerase II
Cellular component (GO): nucleus
Molecular function (GO): transcription corepressor activity
Source: RefSeq, a predicted model, not a curated record